GCUCCCCCUUCCGGGCUGCCUUGGUAGGGCCCGUAAAGCUAUCCUAGAAUCAUUUCUAACCUUGACAGUUGGAUUCUGUGAUUGUGCUCCCCCACUCAGGGCUGACUUGGUAAAGCCCGACUCUUCUCUCACAUCCGGUCACCAGUUCUUUUCCGGACUCCCAUAUCGGAAGUGGGGGCUCUCCCGCCUCCUCCGGCUCUGCCUCGCCUCCUCUGGGAAAUCUUUUGCCCUCCUGCAGAGGCCAGUUCUAGGCGGCACUGGUGCACGGGAGGGGUCGGGGUGGAGGCUUAUCUGCUAUUAUAACGAGGCUGUGUUCUCCUCUACUUCGCUCCUGACUGCAGACCAAGCCCGGGAGCCAGUUCCGGGUAGGUGGAAAUGCAGCCCAGCCCGAGGGCAGGGGAGAACCCGGACCCCGACCCGAUGGGAACGAAGAACCCUGGGCCCGUCUCUGCAAGAGAAGAGGACCCGGCCCCCAGCCCUGCUGUGGUGGAUAAUGUGAUGCCCCGUGUCCCCGGGCCUCCGGCUCGGGAGGAGGAAGGUGGCCCUAGCCUCCUCGGAGAUGCUGAUCGGGCAGAAGACCCGCGCUGCCCUGAGGUUGAGCAGGCGGGACCGACUCGCCCCUGCGCCCUGGACCAGGGCCCGGCGCUGCCCAAGGCGAAGAGGGAGGUUCCGGAACCGUCCCGUGCCGUGUCUCUUUCGGAGAUUCUGCGGCUGGUCCAGCAAGGGCAGGACAUUCCCGGGCUGGAGAAGCUGCACAUUACGGCCACCUGCAGGGAGCCCACCGCAUCGCGCAUCCCCCGGAGGCCCAAGCCUUGGGAAACCCGGCUUCCGGCCAGCCCCGCCGUGCCCUCGCCCUAGACCCGGCUAGACUAGAUCGGCGGCGGACCCCCCAACUCCCGGUACCUGUGGGGGGGAGAGGGGGCAGACCUUUGCGAAUACCGCCGCCUGCUGCCACUUUUUUUAAGCAAACAUGGAGAGCUUGCCUUGUGACUGGGGCGAGGCUUUCGGGAGGAAAAGAGUACCCUCUCUGAGAGCGGAGGGGCAUAAUGCAAAGGGCGGUAAACUUGCCUCAGAAGUGGAUUUCAGCCGCUUCGGACACUCCUACAUAGAGCAAAUCAGUCCACUUCCCAGCCACUUUCCUCCACACAAGGAAAUUGUUAUGCUGAGGAAAACGUGCAAACUUUAUACGAGGCCGGUUACCUGAACAGAAGUUUUGUUUCCGUUGCUUUGAGGACAAACUAAAACUUUGUUAGCUUGAGGACAGUUAUAGAAGGGAAUGAAUUUGAAUACUUAAUGAAAAAAAUGCUUACAAAGUUGAGACUUGACACUCUUGACGCUGUUUAAGUAUUCAGUACCGUUCUCAAGCUAUUGAAAGUACAAACCAACCAUAGAACCAAACGUUAUAAAACCAGUUUAGACAAUAUGAAAAUCCAGUUUUAGUUUCUCUUGAAUAUUCCCUUUCCAAAUGGGAGUUUAUGAUGUGUGUAGAUUAUAAAUAAAUAUGGUAUACUUAA
Molecule: messenger RNA, 1514 nt
Organism: Antechinus flavipes (yellow-footed antechinus)
Lineage: Eukaryota; Metazoa; Chordata; Mammalia; Dasyuromorphia; Dasyuridae
Gene: PEX39
Product: chromosome 4 C6orf226 homolog
Exons: 1
Coding region: 376-858 (160 amino acids)
Source: RefSeq, a predicted model, not a curated record